AUGACCGCUACUGGAGCCGGGUUUAUCGCAAGGGACAUUACAUUUCAAAACUGGGCUGGUCCAGAAAAGCACCAAGCGGUCGCUCUCCGCAUUGGGGCUGACCACGCGGUGAUCUAUCGGUGCAAUAUCAUCGGUUACCAAGAUACGCUCUACGUCCAUUCAAACCGUCAGUUCUUUCGCGAAUGCGAUAUCUACGGUACGGUCGAUUUCAUCUUUGGUAAUGCAGCUGUAGUGCUACAAAACUGUAGCAUCUAUGCACGCAAGCCCAUGGAUCUUCAGAAGAACACGAUCACGGCACAAAACCGGAAAGACCCGAACCAAAACACCGGAAUAUCGAUACAUGCGUCCAGGGUAAUGGCGACACCUGAUCUCCUAGCGACCAACGGUACUAUCCAGACGUAUCUAGGCAGGCCUUGGAAGCUAUUCUCUAGGACGGUUUACAUGUUAUCGUAUAUUGGCAAUCACGUACACACGAGAGGUUGGCUCGAGUGGAACACAACAUUUGCUUUAGAUACUCUAUAUUAUGGAGAGUAUUUGAACACUGGACCCGGGUCGAAUCUUACGCAGCGUGUGAACUGGCCGGGUUAUCGGGUCAUCAAUUCGACGGCUGAGGCAAACCGGUUUACGGUGGCGGAAUUUAUAUACGGCUCGUCGUGGUUGCCUUCGACUGGGGUUUCGUUCUUGGCCGGAUUAAACAUUUAG
Messenger RNA from Thlaspi arvense, 702 nucleotides. Lineage: Eukaryota; Viridiplantae; Streptophyta; Magnoliopsida; Brassicales; Brassicaceae. The record is from the annotation of a GenBank genome assembly.